Messenger RNA from Penicillium diatomitis, 1266 nucleotides. Its product is annotated as cyclin family protein. Gene Ontology annotation, molecular function: cyclin-dependent protein serine/threonine kinase regulator activity; protein kinase binding. Gene Ontology annotation, cellular component: cyclin-dependent protein kinase holoenzyme complex; nucleus. Gene Ontology annotation, biological process: regulation of cyclin-dependent protein serine/threonine kinase activity. Bases 1 to 1266 code for a protein of 421 amino acids. The transcript is spliced from 2 exons. The record is from RefSeq and is a predicted model, not a curated record. NCBI's taxonomy places the organism in Eukaryota, Fungi, Ascomycota, Eurotiomycetes, Eurotiales, Aspergillaceae.
AUGAAUUUCAAUAGUGCAAUGCCUACCCCAUUGGCCUUCACCAAGGCCGCCCUGGAUGAGUUCGUCACCCAUCGGGUCUCUCGAGAGAUGGUCACCUACCUGGCCCAGCAAGCAUCGCAGGUCAUCCGAUGCGAAGCUCACGUCAACAACACACUUAGUCAACACGGCCAACCUACGCCGCCAUCGACCCCUCCCAUGGACACGGCCGACUCUUUGCCGCCGCUGCCAUCGAUUGAAGCCUUUAUUGCCUCGCUUGUUGCUCGUUCACAAGUGCAAGUGCCGACCCUCAUGAGUUCCUUGGUGUACCUCGGCCGCCUUCGUGCGCGUCUGCCUCCGGUGGCCAAGGGCAUGCGAUGCACUGUCCAUCGCAUCUUCCUGGCGUCGCUCAUCCUGGCCUCCAAGAACCUCAACGACUCUAGCCCCAAGAACAAGCACUGGGCUCGGUACACCGCCGUCAAGGGGUUUGGUGGAUUUGGCUUUUCCCUUCCCGAAGUCAACCUGAUGGAGCGCCAACUGCUCUUCCUCUUGGACUGGGAGACUCGUGUCACCGAACAGGACCUCUUCACCUUCCUGGAGCCCUUCUUGGCGCCCAUUCGCCACCGUCUCGAGCAGGAAUAUGAGCAAGAGAGAAAGGCUGAAGAAGAGCUUCAAUGGCGACAACACCAGCGUCGCCGGAUGGUGAACCCCGCCGAGCUUCUGGUAGGCCGCGUGCGACGCCAUAAGAUGGAGGCCCGUGUGGAUCCUCGUCGCAACGCUGAAAGCAUGGGAAUGCGCCGCCUCCCUAGUCACAUGUCCUGCCCGUCCAUGCUCAGCACACAGCAUUCGUCCCACUCGGUCGCUGACCUGGAGCGAUACGUUCCUUACACUCGACACCGUCUGUCGCCCAGUCGAUCCGGUCGAUCGAUCUCGCCUCCCUCCGUUCGAGAUGUGCCGGGCCUUUCUCACGCCGAGACCCUCAACUCCAUCAGCUCUCGGUCUUCCAGCAUCGCUCCCAGCUCCCGUGGCACCCCCACUAGUGUCAGCACCUGCUCCUCCCAGGGCAAUGACGACUUGAUUGUGGUCAACGACACCUAUCGGAGCCCAUCCGCUUCCUCACUGACGUACAGCUUCGUGAACGUCGAGUCCAAGCCCUACGUGCCCACUCGCCAGGCCAGCAAGAAAUUGAAGGUCUCCAGCCACGGCCACGGUGGGGGAUUUGUCGCACGCUUCCUUGCCUCUGCAACAGGCUCCUACAUGGGAAGUCGCAUUGGACGGCCCCAUGCGUGA